Molecule: messenger RNA, 2931 nt
Organism: Sparassis crispa
Lineage: Eukaryota; Fungi; Basidiomycota; Agaricomycetes; Polyporales; Sparassidaceae
Exons: 6
Coding region: 1-2931 (976 amino acids)
Biological process (GO): regulation of DNA-templated transcription; DNA-templated transcription
Molecular function (GO): zinc ion binding; DNA-binding transcription factor activity, RNA polymerase II-specific; DNA binding
Source: RefSeq, a predicted model, not a curated record
AUGACCCAUCUGCUCCCCCCACACGCCGACCUCAACCUGAACCACUCUUCUCUCCAGUCCGCCCUCCAGAUCGACCCUAAUCAGCAGCCUCCUCCCGCCCAGCAGCCGCAAGCCCCGCCCCUGCAGCCGCCGCCGCAGUCGAGAAAGCGAAGAAAGGCGGACACGAACGGCGACGACGGGCCCCAUCCCGCUGAACCACGCCGGCUCCGUCGAUCUCACGAGGCGUGCGCACGAUGCAGGAGUAAGAAAAUUAAGUGCGAUUCCAAACAUCCCAGAUGCACCGCUUGUGCCACCGCCGGCACCGCAUGCCACCAAGAAGACAGGCAUCGCCAGACUCUUACGCCGCGCGGACACACCGAGCGGAUAGAACGCCAACUCCUCCAAUGUGACGCCCUCCUCAAGCGGCGCAUCCCCGACUUCAACCUCGACAGUCUGGACGAUAUAUGUUCCCGCGAAGGCAUCGAAGUUGACUCAAGCGAUAACGCCCUUUCUACCACCUUCCAGUUUGCUCAACCACCCGGCGGCGGCGGCAGCAACAGGCCCUACCCUCUGCGCACCGAGGCGCCUCCUCCGCAGCCCGGUUCUCCCCCGCGCACAUAUCCCUAUGGUCCUCCUGGUCAGCCGAUGAUGCACCACUACGGCGCUCCUCCCAUGAUGCCCUAUGGGCCCCCUCCUCCUGGAUAUGGACCCCCACCACCCCCACCACCGCACAUGGCCAUGCACGGUCCUCCUCCCCCCGGCUACAACCCCCACAUCCUUCCUGCGUUCCAACACCCGCUUCAACCCCACUCCAGCAUGCAACGCUCGCCCUCUUCGCACGACAUCCCCAAGGGCCAGGAUCCCCUUUCACACGACAUGUCUAGCACCCAAGCACUGGCCAAGAGCUUCGGUGUCCACUCGGCUAUCGUGAAUGAAGUCAAGAUGUCCGUCAUGGACAGAGAAGAUCUGGCAGUCGGCUCCGCCGGUCUCACCUCUGGCCGCGACCGCGAUGUAGGUGAGCCCUCCGCCCCACGAGAUGCCACAAAGUGGUUUUCCGUCUCCAUGCGCCGCGACAGCACCGCCGGUCACCCACCGUCUGGGCUAUCUGGCCCCGCAUCUCCUUCGUCGAACGUCCCCGUUUGGCUUCCCAAGGAUCGUACGAUGUUGCGUCGCGUCCUCGACGUCUACUUCACACGCCUCAACUUCCACCGACCCGUCUUCACCCGCAAGGAAUUCGAGCAUACGCUCGACGCGCUGUAUGAAGGUCAAACGCUGCAGCAUGACCCCGGCUAUGUGUGCAGCCUCUACCUCAUCCUCGCGUUGGGCACGCUCAGCGAGCUCAACCACCGCGUGAGCGGCAUGGAGAAGGAACGCAGCCAGAACAUGGCGAGUCCCACGACGCCCAAGAAGCUCAUGCCCGCCGACUGGCCGGAACACGAGGAGUUCUUUCAAAGCGCUCUUGCGGUCAAACCUGACCUGCGCGUCACCGUGUCCAGCCUGCAGGCGCUAAUUCUACUUCAGUGGUAUCUCUAUACCGAGCGACAAGGCCGGACGCUCUGGCGUCUUGUCGGCAGCCUCGUCAGGUUGUCGAUUGAGCUCGGGCUUCACCAUGACCCGACCUCGCAGGAUAACGUCUUUUCUGAGGAGGAAUGUCAACUGCGCAUCCGUCUGUGGGGCAUCGUGCUCGUGCAUGACCGUGGCACGUCGAUCCUACUCGGACGUCCUCUGGCCAUAGCGCCGUCCGAUUCGAACACACCGCGGCCGUCGCGGAGCAAGUCCGGGAGCAGCGACAUUUCCGAGCAUUUCGUGCUGUCCGCGCCGAUCGCGGAGAUACAGGCUGACAUUAUCAAUUCCCUGUAUACACCAACACGCCAGAGCGCGGACGCGAUUAUGCGCCAUGCGACGCGCAUCAUCAAGAGUAUGGUCGAGUUCCGCCGGCAGCUUCCUGACACAUACAAGUGGUACUUUAGUGGCACAGAGGACUGGCCCCUCGAGCGCCGCAUUCAGCUAGUGAACGAUAUUACAGAGGACCAGGGCCUCACGCUGCUCAAGAUCGGGAUUACCAGAAUUCUUCUGCUGCGUGCGCUCUUCAGUUCGAAGCAGCUGCAGUACCAUCACCGCCACCGCGCUCUUCUUGAUGCUAUCGUGAUGUCGCACAACAUUAUUAUUGUGCACAACCAGCUGAUCCGCUUCCCGGACAUCGCGUUCUUUGUCUCGCCUAUUCCAUUGCACAUUGCAGCGAUGGUAAUUCUCUUCGGGCGCAUGUCCGGCUGUGACCCUAUCCCACGGCAGGUCGCGCUGGAAGAUGUGUGGAUGGCGCUUGACAUGCUCCCAAGCUUCCGCUGGCGCUGGGAGCGCAAGGACCUCAACGGCGGGCAUCCGCUCAUUGCCAAGGUCGCCGAGAAAGUGCUGGGUGUGAACCUGCACCAAGUUGCACCGACGGCAGCGCCAAUGCUGAUGCCCGAGCAAGACUGGGAUGCGGACAGCAUCCUUUCGUCCAAGCCUCCCCCCGGCACCCAGCAGCAGGGCGUUCAGCCUCAAACGCCAACGAUGGGUCCCGCCCAGUACCCCGCUCAACAGGGCGCGUACGCGCCACCGAAUGGGGGGUCAUCGGGAACGGGGAGCCCGGGGCGUGGAGGCAAGGGUGCGCCGGGCACGCCUGCGGACAAGAAGCUGGCGGAGGUGCCCGCGGCACUGUUCUACCCGUUCUAUCCGGAGACUCAGAACAAUGCGGCGGUCGUCGCCGCGGCGGGGAACGGCGGGAACGGGGACUUCAACCACCUGCUUGCCGCGGCUGCGCAGCCGAUGAGCACGUACGGGUACCAGCCGUCUCAGGAGUCGUAUAUGCUGGAAGAAAAGGAUACGUCCGCGCCCGCAUCGUCGACUGGGAUGUUGUGGAUGAAUCACGAACAGAGGCCGAUACCUCACUUCCCAACGCAGACGCAGCAGUGA